UCACAGACCAACUAUACUGCUGGGGGCUGUGAGUGAAGCGCGGGUCGGCACCGGAGCCCACACUCAAGAUGGCACCGGCCUGAGAGCCACCGGUGCGGCCGCUCUAUCUCGGUUCCGGGUUGGUGCGCCUCAGUGGUGGCGUUGGAGGGCUGAAGGCUGGCAUUCUGUCCGGCUUCCGGACCCGUCUCUAUGGUGUCGGAGGGACCAGACCUCGGAAGAUUGUGGGCGUAGUGGCCAGAGCGUCACGGGGGAGGCGAGGGUGGUUGGUGUCAACAGGGGGCGAAGAGGGGACCGAAGUGAAGACCCUCGGCCGCCUCCCCCGCCGCCCUCCCGCAGGUGGCCCGGAAACUUGAUGUGCUGCCUGAGGAAGCAAAAGGAUGGAGGAAGACAGGCUGCUGGGAUUUGAGGAGGAGCUGCAGCAGCACCGCCUCGAGGCAUAAGGGAUGGGAUCAGAGAACAGCGCUUUGAAGAGCUAUGCACUGAAAGAUCCACCCUUCACCUUGCCCUCCGGGCUUGCUGUGUACCCCGCGGUGCUGCAGGAUGGCAAAUUCGCUUCGGUUUUUGUGUAUAAGAGAGAAAACGAAGAUAAAGUUAAUAAAGCUGCCAAGCACUUGAAGACACUUCGUCACCCUUGCUUGCUAAGAUUUUUAUCUUGCACUGUGGAAGCAGAUGGCAUUCAUCUUGUCACCGAGCGAGUGCAGCCUCUGGAAGUGGCUUUGGAGACACUGUCUUCUGCAGAGGUCUGUGCUGGGAUCUAUGACAUAUUGCUGGCUCUUAUCUUCCUCCACGACAGAGGACACCUCACACACAACAACGUCUGUCUGUCGUCCGUGUUUGUGAGUGAGGACGGGCACUGGAAGCUGGGAGGCAUGGAGACGGUCUGUCAGGUUCCUCAGGCCACACCAGAGUUCCUGAGGAGUAUUCGGUCAGUCAGAGACCCGGCAUCCAUCCCUCCUGAAGAGUCGUCUCCAGAGUUCACCACUCUGCCGGAGUCACAAGGACACGCCCGAGAUGCCUAUUCUUUUGGGACAUUGGUGGAAAGUUUGCUCACAAUCUUAAGUGAACAGGUUUCAGCGGAUGUCCUCUCCAGCUUUCAGCAGACCUUGCACUCCACCUUGCUGAGUCCCACCCCCCAGUGCCGGCCCGCGCUCUGCACCCUCCUGUCCCACGACUUCUUCAGGAAUGAUUUUCUAGAAGUUGUGAAUUUCUUGAAAAGUUUAACACUGAAGAGUGAAGAGGAAAAAACUGAAUUCUUCAAGCUCCUGCUGGACAGAGUCGGCUGCCUGUCAGAGGAGCUGAUAGCUUCGCGGCUGGUGCCUCUCCUGCUGAACCAGCUGGUCUUCGCAGAGCCAGUAGCCGUUAAGAGUUUCCUUCCUUAUCUCCUUGGUCCCAAAAAAGAGCAUGUGCGGGGGGAGACCGCUUGCCUGCUCUCACCGGCCCUGUUCCAGUCGCGCGUGGUCCCCGUGCUGCUGCGGCUGUUUGAGGUGCACGAGGAGCACGUGCGGAUGGUGCUGCUGUCCCACCUGGAGGCCUACGUGGAGCACUUCACUCAGGAGCAGCUGAAGAAGGUCAUCCUGCCCCAGGUGUUACUGGGCCUGCGCGAUACCAGCGAUUCCAUUGUGGCAAUUACUCUUCACAGCCUAGCAGUGCUGGUCUCCCUGCUUGGACCAGAGGUGGUCGUGGGAGGAGAAAGAACCAAGAUCUUCAAACGCACUGCCCCAAGUUUCACUAAAACCAUCGACCUUUCCCCAGAAGAUUCCCCUACGCACGUCGUCUGCAGCCAGCGCGGUCAGACCUCGCCGGUCCUGGAGAACCCCUCCUCCAGCGUAUUCCCCAAGUGUCUCUUUUCUGGCAGCAUGCCCCUGGACAGCAGGCAGCACACACAGCGAGAUUAUUACAACUCUCUCUUACAGACAGGCAAUCAAUUUUCUCAGCCGAUUAAAUUUCCCAUUAAUGGAAUCUCGGAUUUGAAAAUUACCUCAGGAGACAGUGAGAAGUUCCCAUCAAGUUCUAAAAAGUCUGAGGACUGGCCUGACUGGAGCGACCCCGAGGAGCCCGAGAACAAAGCCGCCAGCCUCCAGGUCUGUCCCACAGAGCCCUGUGCCGCUGCCACGCCCCCACGCACCAACGUGAGCGUGGAUGAGGAGGAGACUUGGGAUGACUUUGAGCCCAGCGGCUUAGACACUGAAAUAACUCUGGAAAGUGGAACCACGGCUACAAGACCUGUUACCUCAGGGGAGCACAAGGCCAUGCCGACUUCGCUUCCACUCACUGAAGAGGCCAAGCCUUUGAAGUCAAGCCCACCGCAAAAGACCGGUCUUGCACAAAGCAGGGAUGACCCACACCAAACCAGGCCAACAAAAGUGUCGUCAGAAGACAGGCGCCCUAAGGUUCCAUCAGAACUUGGCUUAGGAGAGGAGUUUACCAUUCAGGUAAAGAAGAAGCCAGUAAGAGACCCUGAGCUGGACUGGUUUGCUGACAUGACCCCAGACAUUAAGCCUUCCACUGCUGUUCUUGUCCUACCUGGGCUGAGGACAGAAGCGAUGGAAGCGAUGGUUCCCACCAGGGAGCAUGUCUCCUCAGUGUUGCAGUUUUCCUCAAAAUUUGCUGCAGCAGAAAUGACUGAGGGAGAGUCUGCGGGCUGGGGAGAAGAAGGGGAGCUGAACUGGGAAGAUACUAACUGGUGACAACAGGUGUGAGUUCAUCUCUAGGAAAAAGGAUUCCUUUAAAAAAAAAAAAAAUCAAACUAAUACCUCAAAAGCAGGCUCUGCAGACAAGAAAACCCCAAAGCAUCCUGUUUUUCUCAUACCAGGAGCUCUUUUUCCAGUCUGUGCCAAUGGAAGCGUGAGACGCGGCGUGCUGGCGGGAAGCCCUGGGCGGCGAGGAGGUUCCCAGCCUUCCUCAGAGGACGAGCCUGUGCGUCCGACUGAGGCCAGUUUCUGUGUAGAGCAAGUGGCUGUGGAAAGGUUGAAUUUACUGCUUUUUUUCCAGAACAAUUCCAGGCGUAAAGAAAAUAAAUAGAAAAAUCCAAGCUGAUUAGCUUAAUUUUGUGCCAUUUCUUUGUCAGAAGAGUAAGCUCUGUUAUGAAACCUACUGAAGAUAUUUUAGCUGUAGAGUAUAGAAAUGAUUUUAAAUUGCUGAGGUUCCCUUAGGCAGCUUAUUUAUUUGUUUACAGAUGUGCUAUCUGAAUGAGUGGCCCUGUGGGGACCGGGGCAGUUACUGACUGUUCCACCUGUGUUACCUUGUACCAAAGUUCUUAAUGAGAAAUAUCCCCCACAAUCCUGUUCUCUUAAUGUCCAAUAAAGACUAUUUUCAUUAGA
Camelus dromedarius (Arabian camel) is the source of this 3320-nucleotide messenger RNA. It is a transcript of the gene SCYL3, whose product is annotated as SCY1 like pseudokinase 3. Gene Ontology annotation, biological process: protein phosphorylation. NCBI's taxonomy places the organism in Eukaryota, Metazoa, Chordata, Mammalia, Artiodactyla, Camelidae. The record is from RefSeq and is a predicted model, not a curated record. The transcript is spliced from 15 exons. Bases 444 to 2687 code for a protein of 747 amino acids. Gene Ontology annotation, molecular function: ATP binding; protein kinase activity.